AUGGAUUCUCUUACGACCCAUCCUUCUACCGCGCAGCAGGCCCGGGCCUUCACUUCCCCCGCCUCUCUGUCCUUCCCCGGUGGUGCCGGCGAUUUGACUCCGCCUUCCGAUAAAGACGGAAACAUGGCGAUGGCUCAGGGUGCGAAUGGGAUGAUGAACGGUCAGCAGCAGGGAGGAAAUGCCGCUAAUGGCAACGGGGUGGCGCCCGCAACUCCAGCUGCGACCCCCGGUGCCAACACUCCGGGAAGUGGCAUUGUGCCUACGUUGCAAAACAUUGUCGCGACGGUCAACCUUGACUGUCGUCUGGAUUUGAAAACGAUCGCUCUCCACGCAAGAAAUGCGGAGUACAACCCUAAGCGUUUCGCGGCCGUGAUCAUGCGUAUCCGAGAGCCGAAGACGACCGCUUUGAUCUUCGCCUCCGGCAAGAUGGUGGUUACUGGUGCCAAGUCGGAGGAUGACUCCAAGCUGGCUUCCAGAAAAUACGCACGUAUCAUUCAGAAGCUUGGUUUCAAUGCCAAGUUCACGGAUUUCAAGAUCCAGAACAUCGUGGGUUCUUGCGAUAUCAAGUUCCCCAUCCGCCUGGAGGGUUUGGCCAGUCGCCAUCACAACUUCAGUUCCUACGAACCUGAGUUGUUCCCCGGUCUUAUCUACCGCAUGAUGAAGCCUAAGAUCGUGCUGCUUAUCUUCGUCAGUGGAAAGAUCGUCCUCACUGGUGCUAAGGUCCGUGAGGAGAUCUACCAGGCGUUCGAACUGAUCUAUCCUGUGCUUUCGGGUAUGCAUUGCUCUCCUCACUUCGGAUUUGAAGUGGACAUCGUGCUAACCAGCUGUAAAGAUUUCCGUAAAGUCUAA
Messenger RNA from Aspergillus luchuensis, 849 nucleotides. It is a transcript of the gene SPT15, whose product is annotated as TATA-box-binding protein. Gene Ontology annotation, biological process: DNA-templated transcription initiation. NCBI's taxonomy places the organism in Eukaryota, Fungi, Ascomycota, Eurotiomycetes, Eurotiales, Aspergillaceae. The transcript is spliced from 3 exons. Gene Ontology annotation, molecular function: RNA polymerase II general transcription initiation factor activity; DNA binding. The record is from RefSeq and is a predicted model, not a curated record. Bases 1 to 849 code for a protein of 282 amino acids.